Messenger RNA from Drosophila biarmipes, 10957 nucleotides. RefSeq names its product innexin shaking-B (gene shakB). Gene Ontology annotation, cellular component: gap junction; plasma membrane. The coding region runs from base 1133 to 2386 and encodes 417 amino acids. Gene Ontology annotation, molecular function: gap junction channel activity. The record is from RefSeq and is a predicted model, not a curated record. NCBI's taxonomy places the organism in Eukaryota, Metazoa, Arthropoda, Insecta, Diptera, Drosophilidae. The transcript has 12 exons.
CAGGAAGUGGUGCAUUAACACGCGCUGCUUUUCACCUCGAAAAUCCGUGCUUAAAUCAACACAAAAAGAAAAGUGGAAAACUUCGCGUAACACAGCGAGAACAACAACGUGCGGUGUUGUGAGCUUGCCGCAAAAAUCAAAUGAAAGUCCAAACGCAAAGUAAAGCCAAGCGAAAGUCGACAAAAGUGGCAAUAUGCAGUGCGUGUGCAUAGAAAAACCAGAUGUACAGCGGCCACAGGGUAAAGUACUUUGGACAAGUGAAAAAUCCCCCAAACGCCAGUGAAAAUCGAAGGAAAAAUCAACACAGCAUACGCAGAGAAAAUCGCUGCAACACCGGACAAAAUGUGUGGCAGCCAAAGAGGCUGCCUUUGAGGCUGAGUGAGUGGCUCAAGCACGAAGACCUUUUGUAAGAGACAAGCCUAGAGAAACUAAGGAAAAACUUCAAGAUAUUACGAGAAUCUUCUUAUAUUUGAAAUAUUUUCAAAUUCGAAUUCAAAAAACUUUAUUCUUAAUAAACUAAUUGAUAAAUAAUUAAAUAAUAGUAAACAAAGCUCAAAUAGACUGAAAUAGAGUCCAAAUAUAUUACGAAAGUAAAUGCAAUUAAUUCAACAUAUCAUAUAAAUUAAUUAGAACAAAUUGCAUUUAAGUUAUUAACAAAGAAGGAAAACCAAACUAAACAAGCGAAUAAUUACACAAAAACCAAGGGCAGGAAAAAUCAAUGGACAAAGUCAAAAAACAAACACGGAAAAAAGCAAGUGAACCAAUAUAAAAAAAAAAACAGAUCAAAGUGCGGAAAGUGUGUGGUGGCUCCAUCGCGAACAACCAUUAACCCAUUGAAUACUCUAUAACUAAAUUUCUUUAAAAUCGCCGUUUAGUUCGCGUUCCAAUUAAGUAGAUAUCAAUAAAUUAUCGAUUUACAUCCAACAGCCAGAAGAACGGCUAGCCAAAUGGAUCAUCAAUCGUAGGGGCAGCCGAAAAGAAACCAAGAUCGUCGAGUGUCUAUGAGGACAGCUGAAAGUACUUGUUUUUUUUUUUUUGGGGGCGUGGCUCCAGUUGCCCCGCGCCCACGCACACGCACGUCCACGGGAGCAAGGGAGACAAGGCGAGCAGUGCGACAGAGAGGGCGAGACAGAUGUGCGAGCGGCGGGUUCUUUCACGCAAACUAAAGCCACAUCUUGUUGCGGACACCGUUAAGCAGUAUAUAAGUCGGGCCCAACGCACAACCAAGAAGGGUUCUCAAGAGCAACAAAAUAUGGAGUUUUUACGCGGCGUCUAUGCGUUUAUGCAAGUGAGUAGAUCAUCGGUGUCUCAUGUCAAAAUCGAUUCACCUGUUUUUCGCCUGCACACCAACGCAACGGUUAUAUUACUGAUCACAUUCUCGAUUGCUGUGACGACGCGGCAGUAUGUAGGAAAUCCCAUAGACUGUGUACAUACAAGAGACAUUCCCGAAGAUGUUCUCAACACAUAUUGCUGGAUACACUCAACGUAUACAGUGGUCGACGCGUUUAUGAAAAAGCAAGGUUCCGAGGUGCCUUUUCCCGGAGUUCACAAUUCACAGGGCCGCGGGCCUCUAACAAUAAAGCACACAAAAUAUUAUCAAUGGGUAGCGUUUACACUAUUUUUUCAGGCAAUCUUAUUUUAUACACCAAGAUGGCUGUGGAAAUCUUGGGAGGGUGGCAAGAUUCAUGCGCUCAUCAUGGACUUAGACAUAGGCAUUUGUUCCGAAGCCGAGAAAAAACAAAAAAAGAAAUUACUUUUAGAUUAUUUGUGGGAAAAUUUAAGAUAUCACAAUUGGUGGGCGUACAGAUAUUACGUGUGUGAGCUGCUCGCCCUUAUAAAUGUGAUAGGUCAAAUGUUUCUUAUGAAUCGAUUUUUCGAUGGCGAAUUUAUGACAUUUGGCCUGGAAGUGAUAGAUUAUAUGGAGACCGAUCAGGAAGAUCGCAUGGAUCCGAUGAUUUACAUAUUUCCCAGAAUGACCAAAUGUACAUUUUUUAAAUAUGGUUCAAGUGGGGAGGUGGAGAAACACGACGCCAUUUGCAUUUUACCAUUAAACGUUGUUAAUGAGAAGAUUUACAUUUUCCUUUGGUUUUGGUUUAUCUUAUUAACGUUUCUCACAUUAUUAACGCUAAUAUACAGGGUGGUGAUUAUAUUCUCUCCUCGCAUGAGGGUCUACUUAUUUCGUAUGCGAUUUAGGUUAGUGCGUCGUGACGCUAUUGAAAUAAUCGUUCGUCGUUCGAAGAUGGGCGAUUGGUUUUUGUUGUAUUUACUAGGUGAAAACAUAGAUACAGUUAUAUUUCGUGAUGUUGUACAGGACUUAGCGAAUCGUUUAGGACAUAACCAACACCACAGGGUGCCUGGCUUAAAAGGUGAAAUACAGGAUGCAUGAUAUUGGGAGUAUUAGAAGCAAUACAAAAUGCAAUUUGUCGUCUCCAUUUGAAAACCAUCGAAAUCAACAACCACAACAAGAACAAGACUUACAAAGGAAAAUUACAACCACAAUGGAAUCUAGAGAUCUUCGCAGCAGCCGCUUCAUAACAAACUCAACACACCGCUAAAAAAUCUUUAAAAAACGUAUCUCAAAAAUACAACCAAAAAAACUAUCGUCAGCUCGCAGUCAGUCAUAAAUCAGCAUUUUCAACCAUGAUCGAUAGUCGAUUGAAACACAACCAGAAACCACAGGGCAUAGAACCACAAAUGAAGUACAGAACCAAACGGAAGCGGAAUGAAUGCAGCAGGAGCAUGGAAGAAAAUAGGAAAACAUCAAAACAGCCACGCAACGAGAGGAACUACAAGUAACGAACAAACUCAAAGUCAAUCAAUUAAAGUAACGAAAAUAAGUAAACGGAUAAUGGAUAGUCGGAGGAGAGAGCACGGAAGUCCUGCGACUUCCGGACAGGAUCGCCAGGCCGGUGGCAAGUAGCGCCCGCCGUCGGUCAGGGGUCACAAGGUCACAAGUCACAAGGGAUCGCUUGGGAAAUUAGCGAUCGGCGACCCAUAGAAAAGUUGCCCCAAGGACAAGGUCAAAGUGUGAGGAGAACAGCCACAGAGGACAGCUCCGGAAACGGAAACGGACGGACCCGCACGCACACAAACACCCACACACAGACGACGCCACACACCACACACAACCACGCUUACAGCGACAUCACUCAUACGCCCCGUAGAACACACCGCACUUUGCUUGUCAUGCAGCGUUAACUAAACCAAACAUCAACAAAGUCGAGACGACGCCCGCGGAAAAUUGCAUUUCUGUAUUAACCCCAAUGAAAAACGGAAACGUAGAAGGAGAGGAGAGGAAAACGAUAUGAUCCGCAGAGGAUCAGCAUCACUUUCACCGAGGAAAGCAGGAGCACCCACUCAAACGAGAUGCUACGGCUACAACAACACGAAACAACAACAGUAACGACAACAAAAGCGGCAAAUGAAAGUCAAGAAAAUCGCAAGUGGAAAUCGCAGAGGGGAGUAACAGUUUAAUUAAAUUAAAUUCAAUUCAAUUAAAUUACUUAUUACAAUGAUAUCUUGAAGUGUUCAUGUAUUCGAAUGUAGGUUAACUAAGUCAAGCAUACAAAUAAUUCUACAUAUAUGUAUAAUAUACAUAUUAUAUAUAUAUAAACAAUUUUUUUUUCUAACUCUAAGCAUUUGUAUUACCCGCUAAACAAAUGAACAACAAAACGAAAAGAAACGACAAAAAACAAUGAAAAAUCAACCAAAAAAAGCAAACUGAAAACAGAAUUUUUUGUAUACAGAAAUGAAGGAAAAUUGAAAUCCAAAACGAGCAGAUAGAGAGUAAAAGAAGGAAAAACGAAAGCCGAAGAGAAACGAACAGAAAAUAUCAGUAAAUAUCAAAGAAAGUUCAGAAAAUACCAUACCGAAUACCGAAAACCGAAACAAAAGAUACAUUUACAUAGUUUAAUUAGAAGAAACUAUAGCGCGAAUCACAUUAUAUAACCGAAAGUCAGAAAAACAGAGAAACCUAAUCUGAGAACCGACCGAACAGAACUCAUCUCCCAACUCACAAGGACGGGCGGAAACGGAAAUGUUUUAAGCUCACUCACACUCACACACACAGACACCACACACCACUCACGCGUGCAGCAUGUAAAGCUAUAUAAACGUAUAUAAUUAUCAAUCGAUCACUCAGCAAAGAGAGCAGCCAACAUUCGCAGCAUAAAUCAAUUAACUCCACUAAUAAUAGAGCAUACUCAACUCUCUCUCUUUCUUCGAAAAAUACGCCUAGUACUCAGCGGACAAUGCGAAAAUCCCCAGGAAAAACGGGCGGAACACUCACGCUUGCCACAUGAAUCAAGUGUAAACAUAGCGAUAGCAAUACUAUAAUACCGCUAGCGAAUACAGUCCCAAAAAUGAGGGUUCAGUUCAGCAGUUCGACAAUUCCCCCAAAGUCAGUGUGUAUGAGUAGGCAUUGCAGGAGGCCCUCCUGUAGCAGUAGGAGAGACCCUCCGAAAGUUAGUCUGCACCCAUCCACGAGUUCGUCAUGUGCUACAAAUCGUAAUAUCCGUCCAGAAAACCUUUUGAAGCGCGCCUCCCCCUACACUUUCUAUAUCCGCUGGGAGAACCCAUCCCGCUCUCUCUUCUGGAAAUCCGAUCCUUGAGCUGCGCUCCAAGCGACUUCCGUAUGCCCCAAGAAGUGGACCAAAGAACCAGUCAGCCCCUCGCAUUUUCCCCAUCUCUCAAAGGACGACCAACAAAAUAAGUACACAGCCAGAAAAAGCCAAGCCAGAGAUGCAAGUCUUACAACAAUGUCACUGCCAACAGAACCAGUUAAAGUAAAAUCAAGUUAAAAUAGAAAAUAAAGUGGUGGAGGGUCUGCAAUGGAGGGCUUCUCCCGCGGGGCUGAGCCUGCAAUGCCUAAAGUACAGCAAAAAGCGAAAGGAAUUUACCCCGCAGAUUGUUCCUUGUCACGAAAAAUCAGGAAUUGCCGGUUGGACCUGCUCAAGACCUCACUCCUUUCGGGAAUUACUUUCGGACUUCGGAUUUGGGAUUUAGAAUCACCUAAUUUGAGUGCUUUUUCCGUCUACUCACACUACUCAGCAUACUCAAAGACGCAUUACGAUUUAGAGGGAGGAGGAGAAGAAGGUGGGGCAAGGUUGAAGCGAAAAAACAAUAAAUGUAACAAUAAAUGGUAAUAAGUAAUUUUAGCGUACUUUUUUUUUAACAGCUUAUAGCCAACUAAGUGAAGUAAUUGUAAUUCUAGUUCAAAGUGAACGAUUUUUGUCUGCGUUUUUUUUCGUCGUGGAUUAGUAGGUUAAGCUACACACAGAUACAGAUACAACCACACACACAACAAAACCACUACCACAAAGAGUAAACGAAAAGCAAAUGUAUAAAUAUCGAGGAUACUUACACUGUAAUUAUAGGGGGGCGAAAUAAGAAGGAAUACCAUACCAAAACGUAAGCAUAUUACAAGGAAAUUGCCAUUAGUCGAUAGUGUUAAAGCGAUACGUAUAUGAUCUACAAUGCUAGGCUAAUGAAAAACCAAAAAAGAAACAAAAAGAAAAGGAAGAAGAAGAAGAAGGAAGGAGGGAGUACUUAGUGUAGCUCAAGAUGGAAUCUCUCGUAUCUCGGAACUCGUAACUCCAACUAAAAGCAAUUGUAAAAUAUCGUAACAGGUCUAGGGGCGAUCGAACAAACAAAAGCAAAAGCAAAUCCAAUGCAAACGAACAAAAAAGCAAGACUUUAUUUUUCAAAGUGUUUGCCGCCAUAUAUUACUCGAAGAACUCGAAAUGUACUAGCUGAAUCUAGAGGUUAAGAAGAACAUUUCAUAGACGCAAUCCUAGAAGCAAUAAGCACAGGCGGAAACGGAAAUGAAAUGAAAGCAGGAACGAAAGCGGAAGCGGAAACAGGCAUCGAUGACUUUUCACAACGUUUCACCACCUCCGGUACAGUUCUAUUCACUUUUCUCCACACAGCACGGCACUUCUCUCUCUCUCUCUCUCUCUCUAACACGCCUUAUCCCGUCUCUUUCACACUGAUCUUCAAACUAUUUCCACGCUUAACAGCCUGUUUCCACUUCAAAGUGGUUUUAAAUGACAAGUGCGAACAGUGCGUUUUUACUCAGAAGGACAGUGAAAACAGGCCAGCACACUGUACAUCCCGUUUCAAAAACCUCUAAAAAAAGAAAAUUCUGUUUCUUGCUUUUCAGUGACCCAGAAACUCGGAGUAUGUGUUUGUCUUUGUUUGUUCAUUAGUUUGUCAAUUUGUUUGUUUGUUUGUUGGCUUGUUCCCGGUCCGAUUAUAGUUUUUGUCAUAUUAUUUGUGUAUAAUUAUAAUGUAUUUUUUGGUGGCUAAGUUAAGGCUUUAGUUCUGUAACUUCUACCGUACUUUCUCACUCAUUUGUUUUUUCGUGCAAUAAAAACGAGACUUGUAUACAUAUCAUUGUUUAUUUGGUUUUAUUUUUGGGGUUGCCUUACAUAUUCUCCACCCACUCUCCCUCUCUCUAUCUUUAUCCCCGUCUCUGUCUAUCUUUCUCAGCACCAGCACAACAACAGCAAAACACAAAUACGAAGAAGAAAGUCAAUUUCUCACGGCUCAAGAACGCAAUAAAAAAUGAACCAAGAAAUCGAAUCGAACUAAAGUAACAAUUAGUGAAGCAUAUUGGUGAAAUACUCGUAACUUAUAUUUUAAAUCGAAUUAGUGAGUGAUUAGCGCAACGGUAACGAUAAAAAUACAUUUAGUUGAAUUCCCUAGCAGAAUCGAAUCGAAUAGUGAGAACUUUUUAUUAGGAAGCGAAAGCGUUUUUUAAUUGUAUACUAAUCGAAUCAAAAUUGUAAAGAACAAAUAAAAAAAUAUUGCAUACAAAUUGAAACUGCCAAUUCACAUUCUCAGACAAAUUUUUACAAGGCUUAAGCUAAAACCAAAACCAAACCUUACAAUACCCAAUUAAUAGCACUAAGCGAAAAUAUACAAAAUUGCUGAAUAUUACAACCGACAAGCGAAACAAAAUCGAUAAAUCGUAAAAUCGAGCUCGUGUUUAGAUCGAUAACGAGGCCCACGACUUUGUUUUUGACGCUCCUUCGUUUCGUUUUCUCCGAUUUUCGAUAUCCGAUAGCCAAUACAUCCGAUAGUCAGUCGAUAGCCCAUAUCGGAUUGCGGCUCAGGCUUACUUUAGUCACUUAGCGUAUAUAUCAAUUUGUGUGUGUGUGAACAAAUAGCAGACAAUAAUUAGUGAAGGGAACUUUUUAGGCGAGAUCGAGGGUCCAGGACUGAAAUACCGAGGGAAAGUUUCCCCCUUUCCUGGACUAAGGGGCAUGGCUGGGGAUUUUAACAAGCAGAUAAGUUAUUGUCUUCCAACCUAGCGUAAAGUUUCACUUUGGUCAAAAUACUGUGUUUGCCAGCUUAAGUGUUGAUUAGUUUUAAUUUCCGAUGAUUUUCUCAACUGUUUAUUUUUUAUUCUUAUUAUAUUCUGUACUAAUGCCACGCCCCAAGAUCUCAAAGGCUUGAAAGUGAUAGAAAGGGAUUUAUUUCUUUGGUGGCCCAGAGUUCAGCAGCAAAGUUAGCGAGCAGCAUUUGAUGAAGUGUAUAGGAAAACUGCCUUAAAGUGAUUUUCAAGUAAGACCGAUCGAUCAACCAGCAAACCGUGUACAUAUAUUAUAUAGAGGCCGAGAGUCGAGUCGGUGAGCAUUUUUUUUUACUAAGAACAACCUACGAGUAAGCCUAACUUUUAACACAAGAACAACCAUUACACACGACCUGUACAUAGCCGACAUACAUACAUACGAACACCCUGCAUAUGUAUAUAAAUAUAUAUAUGCAAGCAUAUACCUAUAUAUAAAGUGUUUUAUAACGAAAUGGAUUAGUUGGUAAUUGUAGAGCGAGACAUCUUUAACAAAAUUACACCUAAGUUUUCCAGAUUCAGAUGACUUUUUAACCAGACAAAGCGAACGGCAAAAAGCAGCAGGCUGGCAGGUAGACAAAUUAUGAAAUUAUCGAAUUAAAAUUAUGAAAUUAUAAAAUUACGUAGAAAAGCAGUCAGGAUAAGGACUAUUUGUAUUUCAACUUGUUUUCCAGGAGAUCCUAAGUUUAGUCAAACGUAAUGUAAUGUAAAUGAUAAAACGAAACAAACGUAUGUAAAAUAAUUGCAUAAAUAAUUUCAAAUAUAUUCGCCGAUUGCCUUCAACUAGAGGAAUUUUGAUUACACUUAAUAACGAAUACUAAAUAUUUAAUAAUAAAUUAAAUAACGCAUUGAAUAUUUAUACAAAGCAAAAGGUAAAAACAACUAUAAAUAUAUGAAAGAUGGAAAAUUGAAUGUGGAGAAGUGGAGGAGUGGCUAGAGGAGCAGAAGGGAAGAACAAACGCAGAAUGGCAGACGCAGACAGAGAACAACAAAUCUACACAAAAAUGAAAUUCAAAAAGAACUGAAGUAAAAACAAAGAUUUUAAAGCAGUAACAAAUGGCAAACAAAAGAGAACAAAUGAAAAAAAUAAAUAAAAAUCAAGAUAAAGCAUUCAUAUUUGUACACUAAACCCGUUAAGGAGUACGCAACUUAUACACGCAAUAUUAGACUAAACCGACUUCGAUAACCGAUAAACGAUAGAUUCCCCAGCCCCCAGCACAGAAGGCGAGGGUCCCCGUUCCCGAAAAGAGCCCCGAUCUUCAGCUGCUUGAAAAUUGAUUACAAACUUUUUCUGUUAACUAGAGACACUCGCACAUAUCCAAUGAAAGACGUCGAUUACUUUCCAUCCCCAUUCCUAUCGAAAGACCACCACCCCUAGAUACGCACACCCAAGAAUCGAAAUCGAAAUCGAUGGCAAGAUCGAGAUCACAACCACAAUUAAGAUUACAAUUACAAUGGCCACCACAACUACAGAUGCACAACCACUGGAGCGAAGGACAUGCGAAUUAAGAAGCUGAUAUAGGAGCUGAAGGAGUAGUUCGAAUCUAGUGAAUACUUUUAGGCGUUAAGCGUACUUCUAGUUUGUAUCACUUAUAUACACACAGAUAUAUCUAGGUAUAUGGAUAUAGCAUAAUUAUACAGAUAUACAUACCUAUCGAUAACUCACAUACCGCAUACAACUAGCCAGUGGAAGUCGAAGUCGAGCGCAAAUCGCAGAUGAUCGAUAACAAUCGAUCCGAGUCGAUAGGAGGCGAGGGAGGUGUAGAUCCAAUCUUUUUUUUGUACUUGUACUUAUAUGGUAAUUGCUAACGGUAUAUGGUAAAUGGUAAAAGCAAAAAGGUAAAGGUAAAGAUAAACGGUAACGGUAAUUGUCAUUUAACUAGUUAUAACGUGCAGUUAUCGUAAUUUAUGAUUAUCGAUUUUUGAGUCUUGAGUACGAUUAUUACGGAACGUUUAAUUUUGUUAAUACGAAAACAAAACGCGAGCAUGGUUAAUAAAGCUUUAAUUUGAAGCUAUAUAGGUAUAUAUAUACGCCCAUAUAUAUAUAUGCCCACACACAGACACACACACCCUGACACACACACACAAGGAAACGUCCUCAGUUUAUAAAUUUUCAAAUGAGUGACAUGGAAAACUUGAAACGAAAACGAAACGAAAACACGUAGGCAGUACGAACUAGGUUUUAAGGCCCCCAUAUAAGUAAAAUAUAAUUAAAGUUAUUUAACGAAUCAAUUUAUUAUUGAUGGCGAAUGGAAACGAUAGCGGUAGCGAUGACGAUAAGGAUAAAGGAUAGUGGUAAAGGUAAUGCUAGCGAGAGGGGAGAGCCAGGCAGGAUAGGAUGGGUCGGGCGCGGUCAUAUAGAUCAUAUGCGAUCGUAUAUCCGAUAUCCGUCGAUAUAUGGCCGGCAUAUACGUGCACACACAUACGUGCACACGUGCCCCGGUCGCCAUACAUAUACACACACAUAUACUAUAUGCAUAAUACCAGUGACGAGAAUUUUUAGUCUAUACUAAUCGAAUCGAUCCGAUCGGAGGCGGAGGAGAAGGAGAUGAGAACGAGGAGGCAAACAAAUCUAUAUACAAUACAUGGCAUACACUUAUAUGAAGCCCCUAUAUUGAGGAUAUAAACGUGAAUUUUUAGCAGACUAAGUAAUAAAUUAUACACUCACACAGGCGGACAUAAUCGAAUACACACACUCAACACAGACACACAGACACACACACACACACACACACACGAACACAGGGCGGUAUGAGGAUAUAUAUUAUAUACAUACGUCAGCAAUACGAAUACCAGUAAUAAUAAUUCUAUGCAAUAAAGCGAGGAGGAGUGAGUACUAAGCGGAAACGGAAGUGGAGGCGAGAACACCUAACAUUUAAGACACCGAACAAAAAAUCGACUUGUAAAUAACAGACACUCCCACAAACACACCAACACACACACACACACACAGACAGACCGCAGACAGCCACAUCAGUAUACAUACACCCACUCACACACAGCCACACACACCCACACUCACACAUUUUACGAUUAGUUAAUUUUACAAACUAAAAUUAUUGCAGCAGGCGCAUUACAUAAAAUGAAAUACAACUAAAAUGGCAGAACGAAACGAAAAUAAAACCAAAAUCAUAUGCAUUAAAGUAAAGUAAAGGCAAGGAGAAAGCGAAGGCAAAGUGAGAGAGUAAAGCGAAUGAGCCCAGUGGUCGGCAAGGGGGCGGGGGAAAACUCUUCACCCGAGCCACGCCCCACGCCCUCGAACGCCCAACAAAAACGCAAAACGAACAAGAAGGCCAGGGACGUUGAUGGGAAUUAAUAAAUUACCAAGUAAUAUUAUAAAAUAUUAUUAUAUAAAUUAUUAUAAUUAUAAAUUAUUAUUAAAGAAGCAAGCAAGAAACGUAAAAACGAAAAACAAACCAGAUUAAAGAGACAAAACGAAAAAAAAGAAAAACACAAAAAAAAACAAACAAAACCAAACAUAAACCAAAAACACAUUAUUAUAAUGCGAUAAUUGAGUAAUCAACAAAACGAAUUGACAACGUUGUAUGAUUUUGAUCAGAAAGUAAUAAAAAACAUUUUCGAUUUGUUACGAAAUAUACAUAAAUA